CCCACGGCUCCAGGCAAGGGCGGGGGGUAAGGAGGAGGAGGCACCGAGAGCGAUUGGGAGCCGGUGGCCGACACGUGACGGACCUGUUUACCGAAGAUUAUAGAAGGCAGGAGCGGGGAGUGUGGGGAGGGAGAAGUGUCAGAGGGAGCGAUGACCGGCGGUGGGGCACGGUGAUCGGGCGAGGAUCAGAGCGGGCGCCAUGGGUUCCGAGCUGUUCUGUAAGCAGCGGACGCUGGAGCUGAGGCAGCGGCACAUCGGACCAUCAUGCAAGGUGUUCUUUUCGAAGGACCCACUCAAGAUAAUCCGUGCCCAGGGCCAGUACAUGUAUGAUGAGAAUAACAAGAAGUAUCUGGACUGCAUUAACAACGUAGCUCAUGUGGGACAUUGCCAUCCAGCUGUGGUGCAAGCUGCUGUCAAGCAGAUGGAACUGCUGAACACUAACUCACGAUUUCUACAUGACAAUCUGGUACAGUACGCCAAGCAGCUCACUGAGACGCUCCCACCUCAACUAUCUGUUUGCUACUUUGUCAAUUCAGGCUCUGAAGCUAACGACCUUGCUCUUCGAUUGGCUCGCCAGUAUACUGGUCACUAUGAUAUCAUCACCCUCAACCAUGCUUACCAUGGACAUGUAACAUCUUUGAUUGACAUCAGUCCCUACAAGUUCCAUGAACUUCAUGCAGAAGGUCAGAAGGAGUUUGUGCAUGUUGCACCACCUCCAGAUGUUUACAGAGGAAAGUACAGAGAGGACCAUCCUGAUCCAGCCUCAGCCUAUGCAGAUGAAGUAAAUGUAUUGAUUCAAGAGGCCACGAAGAGAGGCCGCAAGAUGGCUGCAUUUAUUGCUGAAUCCAUGCAGAGUUGCGGAGGUCAGAUAAUCCCACCACCUGGCUACUUCCAAAAAGUGGCACAAUACGUGCAUAAUGUAGGGGGAGUGUUCAUAGCUGAUGAAGUCCAGGUCGGCUUUGGCCGAGUUGGGAAACAUUUCUGGGCCUUCCAGUUGCAAGGAGAGGACUUUGUUCCAGACAUUGUCACCAUGGGCAAACCCAUCGGAAAUGGCCAUCCCAUGUCCUGCGUGGUUACGACCAAAGAAAUUGCAGAGGCAUUUGGAGCAUCUGGACUUGAAUAUUUUAACACAUUUGGAGGUAACCCAGUCUCAUGUGCUAUCGGGCUGGCAGUUCUGAACGUUAUUGAGGAGGAGGAUCUGCGUGGCAAUGCGACAAGAGUAGGAAAUUACCUGACAGAUUUACUGAGGGAACAGCAAGCCAAACAUCAACUUAUUGGGGAUGUGAGAGGUGCAGGUUUGUUUAUUGGAGUUGACUUGGUUAAAGACUGUAGGAAGAGAAUACCAGCCAAGGCAGAAGCACAGCACAUAAUCUACAGACUGAAGGAACAGGGUAUAUUAUUGAGUGCUGAUGGACCUCAUCGGAAUGUUCUGAAAUUCAAACCACCAAUGUGUUUCACUAUGGAGGAUGCCAAGUUUGUCGUGGAGAAAAUAGAUGAAAUUCUCUCAGAUCUUGAGAGAGAGACCAGUGCAACAAUUCCAAAUGGGGAGUCAAAGCCAGUGGAAAAUGGUGUCUCCUUGGCACUUGGGAGCAGCAAGAGAAAGAUUCCUCCUGCCAAUGUUCCUGAGAUAAGCCAUAGAUGCAUAAAUGAGCAGGACGCAAGCAAGACCUUACCACCUGAAGAGAAUCCAGAUGGAGAUGGUUGCCAUUUUAAGAGAACUGUUUGUGGGGAAAAUCCAAGUUCCUGUCACAGCAAACAGGACACUGUGUCAGGCAAAGGUUUAAGACAUGAUCUGCCUACCUCUCUGUUUUAAUGAGGUUCCUCUCAAAUAUGUUGUCAUAACUGAGUUGCACAUGAAAAGUUUUGCACAAUUUAGUCACAUUUAGACUGAGUUUCAGUUAAUCUCCAGGUUUUUAACAGAAGUUUUUAUUUUAAUUAAUUUGCAUGUUGACUAUUAUCUACUCAAAAUCCCCUCUAGGGCUGUUCCCAUUGGCCAGUGUCCACAUGGAGUAUCCUAGCCUUCUACUGCUGUUAAUACCAAUUGGGAGGGAAGAACCCAGCCCCCUCCCCCAAACCCCUCUUCCCCCCCCCUCCCCCCCAACCACUCUCCAGGAAUGGGCUGGUGUUUAUUUUGAAUUUAAGGGUUUUUAUUUUCUUUUGAAAUUGUUGCUUUUAACAGAACAAUUCUCCUGAGCUAAAAUAAGUACAAGAAAUGCUGCUGGUAAAUGCACUAAAAUCAUUAUUGAUGUGCUAAAUCACCACUGAAGUCACCACUCAGCUCAGUCAUUGAAUUGUACAGCACAGAACAGGCUUCGGCCCACCAUGUCUAUGCCAAACAUAAGUACUAAACCCACUAACCAGGAUGUGUCAUAGCCUACUAUGUCUUGGCGAUCCAAGUGCUCGUCCAGUUGCUGCUUAACUUUUGUGAGAGUCCAAGAGCCACUUUGGCUGUGUGUUCCAGAUUCCAAUCACCCACAGGAUGAAAGAGUUCUUCCUCAGAUUUUCCAUAAACUUCGUACUCCUCACUUUAAACCUAUGCCCUCUGGCCUUAGACACCUUUGCCACAGGGAGUAGUUUCCUACUUUCUACCAUUUCUAUGCCUCAUAAUUUUGUACUCAACUACACCACUUCCACCUUUAACCCACCCCCCGUCUCUGCUCCAAGGAAAAAAAGCCCAACCUAUCCAGUCUUUCCUUAUAGCUGAAACAGCCCAUCCCAGGCAACAUCCUGGUGAGUCUCCUCCGCACCCCCUCCUCCUGAGUCGAUCAGAGCCCCAAGCAAUAGGUACCCCUGGGCUCUCUUGCUCUGCAUAUGUAAGGUCCAAGCAGCUUCUCUGUACUGACAAGGAUGCAUUUCCUGAAAUCACCACAAUGGCUGGAAAAUCCUUUGGGAUUAAGUUCUGUGCCACUUGUGCAAGUUCCUCAAACUGUCCUCUCAUUUCCUUGCAUUGACUUGAGUUUGUUAUUUGUGGGAUUUGGAUAGGAAUAGCUUUGGAACUCUUAUAUGAGUAGUCGAUAGUAUCCAAAACUUCCGAUAUGCAAAUUACUAGAAGCAUGAAUUUAAAUGCUAUGCAUGUUCACUGAGCUCUAUUGUACACAGCUCUGACUUACUAACAACAAAAACUUCUGAUAUUAUUGCAGUACUGCUAUUGGAUUACUGGCUUUGCAUCACGUCUGCCCUAUUAAUCAAGGACGUGACAUUGUUGUUUUAGUUAGUUGGGAUGUGCCAGUCACUGAUGAUAACAGCAUUUAUUUCCCAUCUCUAAUUGCCCUUGAACUGAAAAGGCCUGCUAUGGCUCUGGGGUUACUUGUAAGGCAGACUGGAUAAGAACAGCAGAUUCCAUUCUCCAAAGGACUUUGUUGAAUCAGAUGAUUUUCUUUUAACAUUGAUCCAGUAGUUGCAUAGUCACAAUCACUGAUAUUGGCUUUUAUUAUUGCAGAUUUAUUUCAUUAUAUAAAUUUUCCAGCUGCCAUGGUUGGAUAUGAAAUCAUUGGUCCAGAUCUCUGGAUUACUGGUCUGGCAUUGUAGUGACUUUAAGACAUUUUGCAUUGAAAUAGACAUUUUUAAUUAUGAAAUCUAUUCUCUAAUUUAAAAAUACAAGGGCUCAGAUUACAUGGGUAGUUUAUUAAUAACGUAACUUUACAGCUUUUUCACCACUUUCUUACUUGAUGGUGCAAGCACUUGCUGAAGCUCUUCAAUUUAAAUAUAAAUCCCUGUCAUUAAAGCUUCAGAUUGCUACCAAUUUUCUGAAAUUGUUUUAGAGAUAAUCAUGUAUUAUUAUGAUUCUUAGACUGCUACUUGAGUCAAGUUUCUUGAUACAAUUUGGUUCUUGAUUCCAAGUUAAGAAAUGCUUUGAGUUUUGAAAACUAAAUAACGUAGUUUGAUUUUGAAAGAUUGCAUUUGCUUUCUGAAUGUUCAAAUUUCUACAGAAACUGUAGCUCAAGUGUUAGGAAAAUUAACCAAUCCUUGAUUCAAAGUACAGAUUUUUUUUAAACCCAGGACAAAAUUCCUACUUGAUGACACAAGCAAAUCAGUCCAGAAAAAGACAAGGAAUAAUGGAAAUAAUUUACUCCAAAGCAAACUACUAUUCACAUUUUUCAUAUUGUCCUGGCUGUAAACAUUUUUUAACAUGAAGCAAAUCUCAACUUGCAAACACAAUCAUUAUUUUAUAUAACAGAUAAUUGUGCUUCCCUUUAAUUUUAAGAUUAAAAUUAAAGACUAAAUAAAAUUACAGAUAAAAUUAAUGGUCUCCUGCAAAGAUUGUGGACCUGAACUUGCUGAUUGAUUGCAGUGGGUAAGGAUAUUCUACUGUUGAUUGGUGUAAAGAUAUAGUUCAAAAAUAUGCUUAUCAUUUCCCUGUUUUAACAAGGGGUAAUCUUUACCCAGGAUCUCUGAAUGCUAAUGCUUGUCAUUCGUUGACCAGAAAGUACAUGAACUCUAUUGAUAAAGUGACCUUUGAACUACAGAGCAAGAACAAGCAUUUAUAAAGAAAAUAUAUAAAAAUUGGAGCUACAACACUUAUGCGAUCUUUAGCAAUUCAUACCUGUUCAAGAGAAAAUUUAAGGGAAUUGUGGAGAAUGACAUAAUCAGAAGCAAAAUGGUGCACAAACUUGUUCCAUGACUCUGUCUGAAAAGUCACAAUGCUGCUAAAUUGCACUCUAUACCAUCGCUGUCAUCUAAUCUACCAGGGGCAGCAAAAUAAAUUGUAACCCCACAACAAUUCAGGGAACUAAAAUCUUUAAAAUUCUUCUAAAAUGACUCAGUCAAAUUGUGUUCCAGGAGAUCGUCAACCACAUGAUACAUUAUCUAUUGUCAUGUAUGUAUUUUGUGUACAAUAAUAAUGGCCAUGUUCCAGCUUUCCUUUGAAAUGUUGCAAUGAAUUUACUCUCGCUGCAUGAAGUGCAAGCUCAUUUUUUUGAUUUUAUUUACAGCGUGGUAACAGGCCCUUCCGGCCCAACGAGUCCACGCUGCCCAUUUUAAACCCAAAUUAACCUACCCGUACGUCUUUGCAAUGUGGGAGGAAACCGGAGCACCCGGAGGAAACCCACGCAGACAUGGGAGAACGUACAAACUCCUUACAGACAGCGAGAGGAAUCGAACCCCAUAUCGCUGGCGCUGUAAUAGCGUCGCGCUAACCGCUACGCUACUGUGCCGCCCGUACAUUGAUUACUGUAACAAAAAACCCUCUAGUCAUCUAAUCCUGUUCAGUACUUAAAUAGUUUAUUGAGAGAGCACCUCAUUUACCCUAACCAAUCUAGUUCAAAUCAUCCCUCCACUCAGACAACAGUAUAGUCUGUUUAAAGUAAAUCAUCCCAAAAGUUGACACUUCUAAUAUUAAAACAACCCAUCUUUCUAAGUGUAACUGGGUAACUAAAUGAUUUUAAACAAAAGACUAUUUCUCUCACCUGGAAUCUUUUCUUGGCUCUCCCUGUCUCUGCAUUAAUCGAGUUCUUUCCAACUUGCAUAUAAGUGACUAUUUCACUGGAUUGUAAUAUAGUAUGUAUGCUUGUUGAUUUACAACAUUAAUGUUUAAUAUUUCUACUACCUCGUCUAAAUUUAAGUAACAGGAGCUUUAAGAUAACAAUAGCAUUAUCUUUUUGUGUGGAGCUAUAUAUGGUAAUUUUAAUUUUCUCUGAUAUGGUGCUAUAAUAUUGUGAUAAUUUUUCUGAGGUUGUUUCUCCUCACUGUGUGAUGGCAGUAGCGUAAAACAAAAUUGUACAAAUGUAAUAAAAUACUUGACUC
Molecule: messenger RNA, 5742 nt
Organism: Pristis pectinata (smalltooth sawfish)
Lineage: Eukaryota; Metazoa; Chordata; Chondrichthyes; Rhinopristiformes; Pristidae
Product: ethanolamine-phosphate phospho-lyase-like
Exons: 13
Coding region: 200-1813 (537 amino acids)
Cellular component (GO): mitochondrion
Molecular function (GO): transaminase activity; ethanolamine-phosphate phospho-lyase activity; pyridoxal phosphate binding
Source: RefSeq, a predicted model, not a curated record